Molecule: messenger RNA, 1635 nt
Organism: Ectocarpus siliculosus
Lineage: Eukaryota; Phaeophyceae; Ectocarpales; Ectocarpaceae
Source: the annotation of a GenBank genome assembly
GGUCUGCGUACCUACACCGCCGUUCCAUAUCAACCAUGGGUGACUUUAAGGAUCAGAUGGCAGCCAAGGUGCAGGCGGCAGCUCGGGGGUACAUCCAACGCAAGACUGGGAUGGGCGGUAAGACGGCGGGCAAGAAGCACAAGGCCGGCAAGGGCGGCCAAGCUGGAAAGGGCGGCAAGAAGGCCAAGAAGAGCGAGGACAUGAACGCCAUGAUCAUCCAGGCGGCCUUCAAGAAGUACAAGGAAUACCAGAAGAAGCACUGAUGCCUGAUGUGACUGGCCGUCAUCCAUGAGACACGGACAUGUGGCACGCUCGUCGAAAAGAGGGAGAGGAGAGGCAUUCGGCCACUGCUGUUCUUGUUCGGUGAAAGGCAACCGUUCUCACCCUGACAACUUGGCGGGUGGCUGAGCGUUUCCGUUACUACUCCGGGCCCUCUGCGAGCCGUGGAGUUGGGGCGUGUCAAUAGAUGUACUGGUGCUGAAUUCUACAUCUGGCCAAUUAGAUGCACUUGACCGAGUGUGGUGAGUGAGAUAUACGAGUCCGUUUUGGGGGUUUAGUUAUAGUGUAGUGUAGAGAAAGAAGGCUUGUGCUUGUUGUUGCCUGCAAUCGCGCGUGACGUGCGCGCGUCUGCGUAGGUCUUCCGCGCCGUAUACGCCGGAAUAGGGUAGUGUUUGUAGUGUUUCCACUGAAAGAGCCUUGUUGUUUUCCUGUGCAUUGUGCGCAAUGGAUCGGAGGAAUUGUUUUAUCGCUGUUGGAAGAUGAGCGAGCGAGGGAGUGCUCCUUGCUGAGGAGGAAGCCCCACGCAGUACCAUAAAGGCCCCACGUCUGUUUUGGCUGAAGGGUUUGUUGUGCCAGGUGUCUGUGUUUUCGCCUUUGUUGUCGCUGUCUUAAAGGUCUAACCAUUUCGGCCUUAGGUGCAUGUUCAAAUGGGCGGAUCACUCGGAAUGCCCUCCAGUCUAGAUAUCCGCCACGCUACAGAGCUCGGGUUGCGCAGGAAGGGCUUUCGAUAAUUUUAAACAUUUUUUUGUUUUCUCCACUGUGGAAUGAAUGAAUGUACAGCCCAGCCCAGGUUCGACUUUACUUUUGGCUGAUAUCCUUGAAGCAAGGCGCUCCUUCUAGAGGACGACUUGUUCCGAUGGUUGUUCUUUCGAAGGCCCCACUGAACUAGCUUGCUCUGACUUCAAAGUGUGUUGUCCCCGGCUGGCAUCUGGAGCUACUGUUUUGAGGCAAAAUAUUGUGUGUUACCCCUUUUUGUUUCCUUCGUGAUGGCGUGUCAGGCCAGGUCUCCGUUACCUGCUAGCCUUGUUUGCAACGUUUCUCCGUCGUCCUUUGGUUUUUCACACCCGGGUAUCCAGGCCCUUCAUUUGCCCCGCCCUUGCUCGUCGUCUGUGAUUGUCCGUGUGUUCUGUUUUAAAUCGUGUGGAAUGUGCGAAAAAACGGUGCGUGCUGACCGUUCGUUGUGAUCUGCUGCUUCUUGCGACAAGCGGGCGCACUCCUUUUAGCCUUCUUUGGUUUGCACCGUUCCGUCCUAGAUGCCAGAAUGAAGUGGGUCUGGUGCGCUGAGUUUUCGCAGUCGACAUUUUAGCGCAGCGCGACUUGUACUUGCUUUACUUGCUCGCACGUCUACGUGCCUGU